GAGCUCUGCCAGCUUUGGUCACCUUGGGUGCUUGCCUCCUGCCCCUUGGUGCCUGUCUGCUGAUGUGCCCAGCCUGUGCCCACCAUGCCGCCCUCCAUCUCGGCCUUCCAGGCCGCAUAUAUUGGCAUCGAGGUGCUCAUCGCCCUGGUCUCCGUGCCUGGGAACGUGCUGGUGAUCUGGGCAGUGAAGGUGAACCAGGCACUGCGGGAUGCCACCUUCUGCUUCAUCGUGUCACUGGCAGUGGCUGAUGUGGCAGUGGGCGCUCUGGUCAUCCCACUUGCCAUCCUCAUCAACAUUGGGCCACAGACCUACUUCCACACCUGCCUCAUGGUCGCCUGCCCUGUCCUCAUCCUCACUCAGAGCUCCAUCUUGGCCCUGCUGGCAAUUGCUGUCGACCGCUACCUUCGUGUCAAGAUCCCGCUCAGGUACAAGACAGUGGUGACUCCCCGAAGGGCUGUGGUGGCCAUCGUUGGCUGCUGGAUUCUCUCCUUUGUGGUGGGCUUGACACCUAUGUUCGGCUGGAACAACCUGAGUGCGGUGGAGCGGGCCUGGGUGGCCAAUGGCAGUGCAGGCGAGCCCGUGAUCAAGUGCCAGUUUGAGAAGGUGAUCAGCAUGGAGUACAUGGUCUACUUCAACUUCUUUGUCUGGGUGCUGCCCCCACUGCUCCUCAUGGUCUUCAUCUACCUGGAGGUCUUCUACCUGAUCCGCAAGCAGCUCAACAGGAAGGUGUCGGCAUCCUCUGGCGACCCGCAGAAGUACUAUGGGAAGGAGCUGAAGAUCGCCAAGUCGCUGGCCCUCAUCCUCUUCCUCUUUGCUCUCAGCUGGCUGCCCCUACACAUCCUUAACUGCAUCACCCUCUUCUGCCCUUCCUGCCAUAAGCCGAGGCUCCUCAUGUACAUCGCCAUCUUCCUCACACAUGGUAACUCGGCCAUGAAUCCCAUCGUCUAUGCCUUCCGUAUCCAGAAGUUUCGGGUCACCUUCCUUAAGAUUUGGAACGACCACUUCCGCUGCCAACCUGCACCCCCCAUCGAUGAGGAUCCUCCAGAAGAGAGGCCCGAUGACUAGACUCCACCUCCUGCCCCCAGCUGCGCACAUCUGGGGCAUCUCAGCCCAGUACUCACCUCCCUGCUGUCCCGCUCAUCUCCCUUGUCUCCCUGACUCUUCCCUACUGGCCUUUGGGCUG
This is a messenger RNA of Lipotes vexillifer (Yangtze River dolphin), 1183 nucleotides long. It is a transcript of the gene ADORA1, whose product is annotated as adenosine A1 receptor. Gene Ontology annotation, molecular function: G protein-coupled adenosine receptor activity. The coding region runs from base 85 to 1065 and encodes 326 amino acids. NCBI's taxonomy places the organism in Eukaryota, Metazoa, Chordata, Mammalia, Artiodactyla, Lipotidae. The transcript is spliced from 3 exons. The record is from RefSeq and is a predicted model, not a curated record. Gene Ontology annotation, biological process: G protein-coupled adenosine receptor signaling pathway. Gene Ontology annotation, cellular component: dendrite; synapse; plasma membrane.